This is a messenger RNA of Pseudomyrmex gracilis, 879 nucleotides long. RefSeq names its product matrix metalloproteinase-14-like. The transcript has 3 exons. Gene Ontology annotation, biological process: proteolysis. The record is from RefSeq and is a predicted model, not a curated record. Gene Ontology annotation, cellular component: extracellular matrix. The annotation marks the transcript as partial. Gene Ontology annotation, molecular function: zinc ion binding; metalloendopeptidase activity. Lineage: Eukaryota; Metazoa; Arthropoda; Insecta; Hymenoptera; Formicidae.
AUGGUGAAUUAAACACAGAAACGGUGCGCGCAAUGAAAAAACCGCGUUGCGGAGUUCGAGACAUCGAGACGCGUCACUCGAACAAGGAGCACAUAUACAAGUGNUCGACGAAUCAUCUUACAUGGAACUUUCUGUUCGCCUCUAGAGCGAAUCUACAAGUAGCGGAGGCAGCGUUCGCGCUGUGGACAGCGAAUUCUUUGCUGACGUUUACACGCAGCAUGCACAAUCCUAAUCUACUCACUGAAAAUCUAUGGAAUAAUCAUCUGUUGCACACGCUGACUCAUGAGAUCGGACAUGCGAUAGGAAUAGAGCACAGUCCACACGACGAUUCGGUAAUGUACGCGUUCGUGCCUGUUAAACAGUGGUCUGUUACGCUCAGCCUGGAUGAUGUUCUGGCUGUGCAAAACCGUUAUGGACCUAACCCGGAUGCACCUGAACUACCACCGGUCUCUACAUUUGUCUUUCUGACGAUUGCACCGCCAACAACAACGACGACGACGCUGCUGCCGCCGUCGCUGCCGCGUAAACUCAAACCUCUACCGUCACCUAAGAACGCGUGCGAGGUGCGNAAUCCCGACGCAGUACUUUUAACAACCACCAUUACGUUCAUUACAAAAGAUAAAUACGUGUAUAUAGCCUCUGCNAACUGGGGUCCGCAUUUUUAUCCACGUCUGUUGAUAGAAUACUUGCGCUUUCUCCCAUCCAAUUUUACAAAGUUGGAUGCGGUUUAUCAACAACNAUCCGGCAAGCUCGUGCUCUUCGCCGAUGGUUACGUGUACUUGGUUUCCUAUCCCAGUUUACAAUUGCAAAACGACGAUUGUCACUUGAGAAUUAAAGAAUACAGCAAAUUGAAACUGACGUUUCCAGGAGUUCUGUCAA